UGUUGGAUGUCAGUGUACACUGAUUGUAGAGUGACAACAUGUAUCAGAAAUAGCAACAGAACAUCUAUAAAAGUCAUGGACAGACCGGAGCCCAAACACAGACUGCACAAAGGGAGAGACAGAGCCAGCUGAAGCAUCGCUGUUCCCCUGAACAAACAGCCACAACACCAGACUUAAAGACUGAUCAACGAGAGCCAUUGGAGGUCAUACAUCCAAGACAGAUAUUCCCACAGCAGCAGAGAUGGUGCCAAUCUGUACAGUCCUGGAAAAGCGUAAUGGCGUGGUGGUGGGAGCUGAGCUGACCUGCAGCGUGCGGGAGGAGAACAAGGCUCACAGGGAGAGCUACACCGCUGACUGGAAAAGUGUCAGUCUCAAGACUCAACCUCAGGAAAGACAGACGAUGAACAUGAAUGAUGACUCUCGAAGGGAGACUCUGUCCCGGCAGUGGCAGGCCCGUUCCCUGACACAGAUCUGCCCCUCUGGUGUCUUCAGAGUGGGCACUGUGGAAAGAGGCGUAAGGGAGCACCAGCUGCUGCCAAAGAGAAGAACCCUCCCCUUGCCCAUCUUCACCCCCGCAGAGCUGGGUGUCAGGCUCGGACGUGGAGCCCCACACACCGAGGAGGACCUGCAGCCCUUCCCGACCCCAGAUGGAGCCUGUCCCACCAAGAGGACCGUGGACGAGAUCACACGAGACCUCCCCCCGGUCAAGCCCACCCUCAUGGAGUUCGUCAAAGCACCCAGAGACCUGGGUCGCUCAAUGUCUCAAGAGGCCCAGAGAGGGUGAAAAAGAAAAAAGAGAAAGAAGGGAUGUUAGGGAGAGAUGAGACGGGUGACGAUUGGGAAAGAACAGUCAUUGAGCUACAUGUGUCAGGAAAGAGCAUGACAAGAUAUAUAUAGAAUAAUCUCUAGUGACGUUCAUCACAAACCGUAAAUACUGUAGAUCUUUUAGCACUAUCUGUGUUUCUUGGCGAGCACAGCAACAGUGGUGACAUUUGUGGUGGUCAGUGGUAUUAAAUAUGUGAAGGCAUUGUGAUGGAGAGGCAGGGUGUGUUCUCAGCUGUGCCAGGGGCUGAUCUCUGCCGUGCUGGCCAGCUGGCCUCACCAUAUCUGCUUAUCUCUCUCACUGCGACCCAACUAUUCCUUUCUUUUGCCUUUACAUAAUUUUAAAAGUGGAAAUAUCCUUGUUAAGGUAAAUUAAAGUGAUCUUGAGGUUCAUGGAUUGUACCUGUAGUAGGUGACGAAGGGACGCGAUGAUGCAGAAAGUGACAGACGGAAAAUGACAUGCGAUAGGAAAGAGGG
Messenger RNA from Centropristis striata (black sea bass), 1299 nucleotides. RefSeq names its product titin-cap (telethonin) (gene tcap). Gene Ontology annotation, cellular component: Z disc. Lineage: Eukaryota; Metazoa; Chordata; Actinopteri; Perciformes; Serranidae. The coding region runs from base 242 to 784 and encodes 180 amino acids. The transcript has 2 exons. Gene Ontology annotation, biological process: detection of muscle stretch; skeletal muscle contraction; cardiac muscle contraction. Gene Ontology annotation, molecular function: titin binding; structural constituent of muscle; titin Z domain binding. The record is from RefSeq and is a predicted model, not a curated record.